Messenger RNA from Columba livia (rock pigeon), 432 nucleotides. It is a transcript of the gene RPS26, whose product is annotated as ribosomal protein S26. Gene Ontology annotation, cellular component: cytosolic small ribosomal subunit; ribosome. The record is from RefSeq and is a predicted model, not a curated record. The transcript is spliced from 3 exons. Gene Ontology annotation, molecular function: structural constituent of ribosome; mRNA binding. NCBI's taxonomy places the organism in Eukaryota, Metazoa, Chordata, Aves, Columbiformes, Columbidae. The annotation marks the transcript as partial. Gene Ontology annotation, biological process: translation.
GGUUUAUCCCGUGUGUGUCCCCCCCCCCAGACGAAGAAGCGCAGGAACAACGGCCGCGCCAAGAAGGGCCGCGGGCACGUGCAGCCCAUCCGCUGCACCAACUGCGCCCGCUGCGUCCCCAAGGACAAGGCCAUCAAGAAGUUCGUCAUCAGGAACAUCGUGGAGGCCGCGGCCGUCAGGGACAUCUCGGAGGCCAGCGUGUUCGACUCGUACGUCCUGCCCAAGCUGUACGUGAAGCUCCAUUACUGCGUCAGCUGCGCCAUCCACAGCAAAGUCGUGCGGAACCGCUCGCGGGAGGCGCGCAAGGACCGGACCCCCCCGCCGCGCUUCAGACCCGCCGGUGCUGCUCCCCGGCCCCCCCCCAAGCCGAUGUGAGGAGACUGGCUGGAUGUGCCCCCCCCCGUGCAGAAUCAAUAAAGGACCAUGCACCGA